AUGGAUCAACUCUUCACCUUCAUCCUGCUCUGCGAAUUGUCUGGAACGCUUACCAAGUACAUUUAUGUUGACCAGAAAAUGGAUUGGCUUGAAGCUCAGAAGUACUGUCAGCAGAACUACACAGACCUGGCCCCUGUAAGUACUGAGAAGGAUGUCAACAAACUAAAGCAGCUCUCCGGAAAUGUCACUCACCAUAUCUGGAUAGGACUGGUGAGAAAUUUGCCAGGUAAUGAGAACUGGAGAUGGUCAGGAGGUGAAGUGGUGUCCAGGAAUUUCUGGGCGGAAAAUCAACCUAACAACUGUCAGGGUAAUGAAGAUCGUGGCUGUAUGCAGGAAAGCAAGUGGUACGAUGCAACCCUAUUGUAUCAAACAACCUUCUUCUGCUACAGUGCAGAAGUGGUGAUGGAGGAAAAGACUUGGGAGGAAGCCUUGGAGUACUGCAGAGAGCGCUACAAGGACCUGGCCAGUGUGGCAUCUGAGACCGAGAAGCUGCUGAUCCAGAAAGAGCUGAACACACUUAACACCACUGAAAUCGUCUGGAUUGGCUUGCGUUUCCUGCCUGGGGACUGGCUCUGGGUGGAUGGGCAGGAGAUGGACUACGAGGCCUGGGGUCAAGGGGGAAAACCAAUGUGUCCACAACCCAAUAUGAAGUGUGGAGCCCUACAGGUGACAGGAGCCAAUAAGGGUGCUUGGAAGGCUGGUGACUGUGAGGACAGACUACAUUUUGUUUGCUACUAAAGUAGUUUACUUUGCCAACUUCAUUUGAAUUAGCCUUUAUUUACCUACGGUUAGCACAAAUCUG
Maylandia zebra (zebra mbuna) is the source of this 802-nucleotide messenger RNA. The record is from RefSeq and is a predicted model, not a curated record. NCBI's taxonomy places the organism in Eukaryota, Metazoa, Chordata, Actinopteri, Cichliformes, Cichlidae.